This is a messenger RNA of Acanthisitta chloris (rifleman), 817 nucleotides long. Its product is annotated as mucin-4-like. Gene Ontology annotation, biological process: cell-matrix adhesion. The transcript has 6 exons. The annotation marks the transcript as partial. NCBI's taxonomy places the organism in Eukaryota, Metazoa, Chordata, Aves, Passeriformes, Acanthisittidae. The record is from RefSeq and is a predicted model, not a curated record.
AUGGGCUGCCGGAGCCCAUGGCCACUUUGGAGCUGGGUGCUGUGGGGGCUCUGGGUGCUGGCAGGCAUCCAGAUGCCACAGGUGACAGCAGGUGGGCUGGUCCCAGCCGGGAGCAGUGGUGAGCAGGAGGGACCUCCCAGCCCGGCAGCUCUCCCCGGGGGUCCAGCAACACGAGGCAGCUCCCAGGCAGGGGCAGGGAUUGGGAUCUCUUCUCCAGGCCCCACCAGCCACCCAACCAGCACCCCUCCAGCUCUCAGCACCACUCGGCACAAGCAGCUUCCAUCCUUCACGCCAACAGGGCUGCCAGCAGUCUCGCUCUACCCUUUUGGCAUGGAAGGAGGGGACCAAGAGUUCAUCCAGAGGACAGUGGAUUUUAACUCCCCCCUGUUCAAGCCAGAGAUUGGAUUCCCCUUUGGGAAGUCACUGCGAGAUGCUCUCUACGAGUACUCCACCCUCAGCUCUACCCGAGACCCCGUUGUGCAGGAUGUGGAAGCAAAGAUUGAAAAAUACCUGAAAAUCCCCUACACAGCAAAAUGGACCUUGAAGGUGACGUGGGAGAAGGCUCCAGCAUACCCAUCCCAGAGAGAUGACACUCAGACAAACACCUACCAGGCAGUGCUCACCACUGAUGGGAACCGCUCCUUCGCCCUGCUGCUCUACCAGGACGGUGGGAUGCAGUGGGACUACACUAAGCUGGCUGCAGGCAACGUGCUGAUCGGCUUCUCCAGCGGCAAUGGCUACGCCCGAAACAACGAGCUGACUCUAAAGCCACCAGGUGUCAAGUACCGACCGGACCAGCACAGCAGCGCCGGCUCCG